UUGUCGGUCGCCCAGGCUUUUAUUCCUUUCCCCUAAUUUCCAUGAAUUUUGAUUUUUCCAUCUUUCUUCCGCCGCCUUCAUUACACAUUCCAUUCAUUCUCCAUAACCAUCGGGGUCUCUCUCUGCUUUCACAUUCCUCAAAGCUGAAACGGCGCCAUCAGACGCCGUUUCAGUUGUUAACUCAUCAUCUGCCUCUCCCUUUGUCUUUCAAAACCGCGUUUCCAGAUAUUCGUGAGGAGCUUCUUGUUAAUUACAAGCAAAUUUGCAGUUUUAACGGGGAGAUCUAUGUUAUAGCUCUAACAAAAUUGAUCCGGAAAGUGUUAAUUGUUAUGCGUUACUUAAAAUGAUGUCAUAGAUAAUCCAAACAGAUUGUAAACUACAGGUAGGAGGAAGCCGAGUAGUUUUUGAUGAGAUUUGGACUACUUGAAGUUUUUAAAGGAUGAAAGGAAGCUUCUUUAAAUUCAGGGGUAAAGAACUUUCUCUUGUUCUUAUUGUUCUUGUGUCCACAACCAUUUUUCUAUGGGCAUGGGACAGAACCCCGCUUCUAAGUGCCUUUCUCCCACCCAAAAAUCAGUUGCUGCAGCUAUAUGCAGACAAUCCCUUAAGUGUGGCAGAAGGAUUACCAAAACAUGAGCAACGUCCGAAACCAGAAAAAAGCAGCAAUGCCAAUAAUUCCACUAUCCUGAAAGAAGUAAUAGGAGAUGACAAAAUAACUUUAGGGGAAAAAGAUUUGAAACAAAGAGAACAAAGUCUGGAUGUAAUAACUCCUGUAAACUCUAUAAAUACAAGCAAGGCAAAAGCCUGUAAUUAUGCAAAGGGAAAAUGGGUUGUAGAUAAUACUCGACCUUUAUAUUCUGGGUUCAGUUGUAAGCGAUGGCUAUCAGAAAUGUGGGCCUGUCGAUUGAUGCAACGCACAGACUUUACUUAUGAGAAUAUACGUUGGCAGCCGAAGGAUUGUCCAAUGGAAGAAUUUGAAGCAGCCAAGUUCUUAAGGAGGAUGCAAGAUAAAACUAUAGCUUUUAUUGGAGAUUCAUUGGGUCGACAACAGUUCCAGUCUCUGAUGUGCAUGGUCUCAGUUGGCGAGAACAGCUCUGACGUUCAAGAUGUAGGAAAGAAAUAUGGGCUUGUCAAAGCUCGUGGGGCUAUUCGCCCUGAUGGGUGGGCUUAUCGUUUUCCUAGCACAAACACUACAAUCCUAUAUUACUGGUCGGCUUGUUUGUGUGACCUUGAACCUCUUAACUUUACUAACCCUACCGAGUACGCCAUGCAUCUUGAUCGGCCACCAAGAUUCUUGCAUGAUUAUCUUCACAAAUUUGACGUACUAGUGCUCAACACAGGGCACCAUUGGAAUCGAGGUAAGAUCCGGGGUAACCGGUGGGUAAUGCACGUGGGGGGUGUGCCAAACACAGAUAGGAAGAUGGCAGAGAUUGCAAGUGCUAAGAACUUCACAAUCCACAGUAUUGUUAGUUGGGUGAACUCGCAGCUGCCUCAACAUCCUCACCUAAAAGCCUUUUAUCGGAGCAUCUCACCCAGGCAUUUUGUUAAUGGGGACUGGAACACGGGAGGAAGCUGCAACAAUACCACCCCGAUGUCUAUAGGUAAAGAGGUACUACAAGAUGAGUCCAGUGAUUAUAGCGCUGGCAGUGCAGUGAAGGGGACCGGAGUUAAGCUCUUGGACAUAACAGCUUUAUCCCAAUUGAGAGACGAGGGUCACAUAUCCAGGUACACUAUUAGAGCCUCAACAGGAGUGCAGGAUUGCUUGCACUGGUGUCUACCUGGUGUUCCUGAUACAUGGAAUGAAAUCCUAUUUGCGCAAAUUUAGUCCUAUGUUCUGGGCACUUGGAAUUUUCGUCGUGCGCAUUAAAAUGGUAAAUAAAAUAGAGUUCUAGAUUUUUAGUAAUCAUUUUUACUGCUUAUCUGUGAGGUUUGUAACAAUUUAUUCUCAAAUGAUACUUAGCAAAUUACUAAGUGAAUUUGAAUUGGGGAAUAUAGAUAUUAGUAUUUUACGAUA
This is a messenger RNA of Mangifera indica (mango), 2011 nucleotides long. RefSeq names its product protein trichome birefringence-like 16. Gene Ontology annotation, molecular function: acetyltransferase activity. Lineage: Eukaryota; Viridiplantae; Streptophyta; Magnoliopsida; Sapindales; Anacardiaceae. Gene Ontology annotation, biological process: plant-type secondary cell wall biogenesis; xylan biosynthetic process; xyloglucan metabolic process. Bases 440 to 1822 code for a protein of 460 amino acids. The record is from RefSeq and is a predicted model, not a curated record. Gene Ontology annotation, cellular component: Golgi apparatus. The transcript is spliced from 6 exons.